UAAAAUGUUUCAUUCAACAUGUUUCUUGUUUGUGUAGGAGGGAGAAUUAGAAGGCAAAAGACAGAGGCCAAGAGCCUCAUAGAACCUUCACAGGAGAGGAUCAAGGUUUUAGAAAUGGGUAGAAGUCCAUGCUGCUCUAAAGAGGGCCUCAACAGGGGAGCAUGGACUACCCAAGAAGAUAAAAUCCUCACUGAUUACAUCAACACUCAUGGAGAAGGCAAAUGGAGGACACUCCCCAAGAAAGCAGGUCUCAAAAGGUGUGGAAAGAGCUGCAGGCUAAGGUGGCUCAAUUAUCUGAGGCCUGAUAUCAAAAGAGGCAACAUCUCUGAUGAAGAGGAGGAUCUUAUCAUUAGACUCCACAAACUCCUCGGCAACAGGUGGUCUCUAAUAGCAGGUAGACUGCCAGGGCGAACAGACAAUGAAAUCAAGAACUAUUGGAAUACAAAUUUGGGCAAGAAAGUUCAGCAGGGCUCAACAAAGGGGCCAAGCCCAACUUUGAAGAGGUGGGAAUCCAUGGCGAAGAAAGAGGAUGAGAGAUCUGACCCAGUCGAGGCUCGAGUGGUUCGAACCAAAGCCUCAAGGUGCACCAGGCUCAAGGCCCCGCCACACCUACUUACACCCAUCGUCCCAACUGUUUCCAUGACCGAACCUAUGGCUCACGAAAGUGAACCCACUCAUUGUACAGCUCCAAAAACUCCAUCUUUCCCUUCAACCUUCAUGGAUUUCGACUUAGGAGACCUCUGCAUUGACACUCAGUUUAUUCAGUCAUGUGGGGAGUUGAUGUUAGAGAGAAAAGAAGAUGAGUUUGAUAGACUAUCUCUCUCUCCUCAACAAAACCUCUCUCUAGAUGGUGGAGAAUGGAUGGAAGAGGAGUUUGAAGAGGGGAAUGCUUCGCAUGAGUUUCAAUCCUUGGCCGCAUUCCUUGACUCUGAGGAGGAUUGGCUCACUGAAUGAAUUACUUACCCUUUGUAAACUUCAGAAAUGACUGUUGGAAAUUGUAGUUAUUACCAUCGGAAAUGUAGUUAUUAACGUCGACCACUUGAAACUAUGUACGGUGAAUAAAAAGUGGACAUUCUUAACGUCUUUGUCGUA
Messenger RNA from Amborella trichopoda, 1092 nucleotides. RefSeq names its product transcription factor MYB1. NCBI's taxonomy places the organism in Eukaryota, Viridiplantae, Streptophyta, Magnoliopsida, Amborellales, Amborellaceae. The record is from RefSeq and is a predicted model, not a curated record.